This is a messenger RNA of Clonostachys rhizophaga, 987 nucleotides long. NCBI's taxonomy places the organism in Eukaryota, Fungi, Ascomycota, Sordariomycetes, Hypocreales, Bionectriaceae. The record is from the annotation of a GenBank genome assembly.
AUGCCUUCGCACAGCAGAAGCUCCUCUACCUCCGGCCGGGACUCUGGCCGGAGAGCCAGCGACGCCUCCGAGCACUCCAUUCAAGAUGUUGUACAGGAGUUGCGCGACGAGCUCAAGGACGCAAACACUGCCCUGAACAAGGCGCGCGGGGAGAGAGACCGCUUCGAGAACCUCAACGAACAACUGCAGAAACUCCUGUCCGCCGCAAACAACACCAUCGCCGACCAGGCUGCCGAGCUCGUUGAAAUACGGGAGGAGAGAGAUCGCCAUAAGGAGGAGGUCCUCCAGGCCAAGGAGGAUUACGAGGCUCUUCUUGCGUCGCAGGAGACCUGGAUUGAGAAGUACACCGAAAUUCAGGAUCAAUACGAUGGUCUCGUCUCCCGAUACAGCUCUUCGAUCAGCACACCGCCCUCAAGCAACAGCCCCCUGAGCUCACCGCUCCCCGACCGCAGCAAGCUUUCGCGCUCUAGCAGCAAGAAGAACCUCCGUGAGCACCGAGAGACCCACGAGCAUCGAGAGAACCGUGAACACCGAGAGCAUCGCGAGCACCGCGAACACCGCGACCGCGAUCGCCGCGAUGAUCGAGGCCGUGGCCGCGAUCGCCCCGAAAAGGAGAAGCGAGAGGUCAAGGAGUCCAAGGCUCAGAAGGCCGAGAAAGAACGUCUCUCCAAGCGAUUCGGAUCGCACGCCAACUCUGAAGAAAAGCGACCACCUACCUCGGCUCGCCGCAACAGUGUCGUGGACACCAAGCGCAGCAGCCACAGCCGUUCAACUUCGACAAACCCUAACAACCGCUACACUGUUCAACAUCUCCAUGCGCAGCCAUUGGUCACUACUCAGCAUGGCUAUAGCCAUCCCAACGUCCCUCGUACCCCAAACCCCUUGAGCAGCCCUACUCGAGCCUACAGCAGCGGGGGCAGCACGGCUUAUGACGACGAGGGCCACGAGGACGGCAACUAUCACGCCUACCCCAUCUCACGGGGAUAA